This is a messenger RNA of Lampris incognitus (smalleye Pacific opah), 2617 nucleotides long. It is a transcript of the gene pdzk1, whose product is annotated as PDZ domain containing 1. The coding region runs from base 63 to 1598 and encodes 511 amino acids. Gene Ontology annotation, biological process: protein localization to plasma membrane. Gene Ontology annotation, cellular component: apical plasma membrane. Gene Ontology annotation, molecular function: protein-membrane adaptor activity; signaling receptor binding. The transcript has 8 exons. NCBI's taxonomy places the organism in Eukaryota, Metazoa, Chordata, Actinopteri, Lampriformes, Lampridae. The record is from RefSeq and is a predicted model, not a curated record.
UAACUAAGCAGUGGCAGGUGAGUUCUUCCCUCAGACUCUGACAUCAAGCAGUGGAGCUGGACAUGACUGGGUACAAGCCGAGGGUAAUCUCCCUGACCAAGAGGCCGGGUCAGACGUUUGGCUUCUUCCUGAGGGUGGAGCAUGAAGAGGAGGGCCACCUCAUCCGAUGUCUGGAAAUGGGAGGUCCAGCUGAGCUGGCUGGGCUUAGGGAUGGAGACCGCAUCCUACGGGUCAAUGGCAACUUUGUGGAUGCACUCCCCCAUUCACAGGUGGUGGACCUGGUGAAGGAAAGUGGAGCAACAGUGACGUUUCAUAUUCUAGAUGAAACCUCCUACAAGCAGGCUAAGGCACAGAAAGUGGACCUGUCUGACCUUCAGUUCAGACCGGCUGCUAAUGGAGUCGCCGGACCAAUGCCAAAACCCAAACUCUGCUACCUGGUCAAGUCCAACUCAGGUUAUGGAUUUGGUCUACGAUCAGCCGUGGGUGAGCCGGGCUUGUUCAUGACAGACGUGACCCCGGGCAGCGUGGCCGACAAGGCCGGCGUCAAAGUCAACGACCGACUGCUGGAGGUCAAUGGGGAGAACGUGGACGCGGCCACACAUGACAUUGUGGUGGAGAAAAUUAAGUUGGCGGGCAACAGCAUCAUGUUUCUGUUGGUUGACAAAGAAACAGACCGGUACUACCAGAACAAACACAUCAGGUUAGGGGCAGGGCUCGCCACCAUCCAGUUUCUCCCACACAAGCCACGCAUCAUCAAAAUGACCAAAGGACAUGACGGCUAUGGCUUCUUACUCAGGGAGGAGCCCAGCAGGACAGGCCACUUCAUCAGAGACAUCGACAGGAAGAGCCCAGCGGAGAGAGCAGGGCUGAAGGACAUGGACAGACUGGUGGCGGUGGACGGCCAGGAGGUGGACGGCUUGAGCCAUGAGCAGGUGGUGGACAUGGUCAGAAAGAGCGGAAACAAAUGCUGCCUCCUGGUGGUGGAUGAAGAUACUGAUAAGGUGUACAAAAUGGGUGGUGUAUCUCCCAUCCUCUACUGGGAGGAAAUGAGGGGCUGCGGUGCUCCACCCAGCUACACAGAGGCCGUCCAUUUGCCGCCCGUUGUCCGACCAACCAAGCCGGUUAAGGAGAAAAAGGAGGAGGAGGAGCUCAAGCCCAAACUGUGCAAGAUGGAGAAGACCUCGGCCGGCUACGGCUUCCACCUCAACGGCAUCCUGGGAGUUUGCGGCCAGUAUAUCAAAGAGGUGGUGAAGGGCGGGGUGGCAGACAGGGCGGGUCUGGAGGACGACGACAUCGUGGUAGAGGUGAACGGGGUGAAUGUGGAGAAGAGUACUCACGAGGAGGUGGUGGCGUUGAUCCGCAACAGCGGCAGCUCCCUGGACCUUCUGGUGGCCACCAAGAUCGUCUACAACCAGCUGAAAACCAGAGGAGUGGCCAUCACGUCCCUGCUCUUGGGACAAACGUCCUCCGCACAGGUCCACGCACCAGCCACUUUGGAGGAGAAAGUCAGACCAGAAACCCCUCCUGUGCCUGCAAGGGAAAGGACUCCAUCCGUGUCGUCGGCUUCAUCUCAGGGAAGCUUCGAUGACAGAUUUUAAAAACAGGAACACCUUGAAAACCGGCUUCGUUGUUCGUCUCCGGCUCAACCUUCAUGGUUUCUCAAGAUCCUUUUCCUGAGGCCUCAAAGAUACCGCCGAUCAUCUGCAAAAAUCUCUCCAAAUCCCAUCUCCAUGGUGCCACAUUCAGCAGACUUUCAAGAUGAGCUCCGCUUUUCGACUCGAGCGUCACAUCAGCACAGUAAAUAAGACUAAUCCGACGGUAUCAUCUUCACCUUUGAGCAGAUGUACGUAUACCCGUUGACAGCUUCUUUGAUCAUCUGGAACGUGUGGUCUUCCACAAGGUUGGUGAGCACACAAGGCACUUCUGCAGAUCAGAUCUGGUUUUAGGGGAAGGAAUCAAACCAAUAAUAGCCUUCAUUCGCUAAGGAUUAAGUUAAAUUUGUCUUACAGUUACCACAGCGACAGCCUUAGCCAUGCUCCGGCCUUAUCUAGUGUGCGCUGCAUAAAAGCUUCUCUCCGAUGCUCUCGGCGAGGUGCUCGAGCUCAGUGUGGGAGUCGGUAGAAACACUUGCUAAGCACCGAUUGGUGAAUCACUGUGCCAAUCAUUAUGUCAAAAACUAUUAAUAUAGAGGAACGGACAAAAGGGAGGAUACAACAAAGAGACUUUGACUCUUUGUUGUAUCUUUGUUGUAGCCUUUGUUGUAUGUUGGACUCUUUGUUGUGUUGUUGACAAGACUUGGCCAAUUUCACUCUGUCAGCCGUCGGUCUACCUUUCAGUCACAUUCAUGAAAGAAAGAGCAGGGAAACAAAACAGACACAAGUGUCUUCUUAUCUCUGUGCAGCCUGUAUUUACGAGCAUAAAAAUAGUCGUCUGUGCUUGUUACAGUUUCUUUGAAUUAGUAACAACGUAGCUAACUGUACAUGGAUAAUGCCUUUAAUUACGCGGAUAAUGCCUUUAAUCACUAUAUCAACACGGCUGUGAUUCAGAAAUGCUCUGUAAAGAUGUAACUUCCUUUUUCUUAAAUUCCAUAACAUGAAAUAAACAGCCACAAACUCUC